UUGUUUUUGUUUUGAAUUUGUACAUACUUUUCUAUAUCAAUGAAAAAAACUUCCUUUCCACCAUUCCAUCCAUCUAACCAAUCACAUUUUCAUGUCCAUGAUCACUCACCUUCAUCUCCUCCUCAAUGCUCAGUGUCGACUUUUCAUCCUCACUCAAUCUCAUCCCAAUUAAAGUACUCUAGCUGUCACCCAUAGUUGCACUACAAUUUUAUCAUCCACCUCCUUUGGCUAUUCUUCUAUUCCUGGGCACUGUUGAAUGAACCCCUUUGGAUAUCAAACCUUAACCUAACCCUAUAUAUCUUCACCCAUCGUCAAAGAAUUUGUCGUCAAAGACGGGCUGAGAAGAAAUAGUAACUAUUAAUACAUGUAUUGUAAUUCCAUCAAUUAUUAGCUGGAUAUGAAAUAAAAAAAAUCCUGAUCAUACAGUGAAUCAAGCAUUAAAAAAGAACCACAGGCACCCCAAAAUCUAACAGUUUUCCAUUACAAAUAUGGGUCUAAGACUUUAUUAAUAAAAUAAGAAAAAUACAAUGAUCAUGGUGAUGAAAAAUGGCUUAAAUGCUCAAAUGCUAUUUUUCUUGGGAAUAUGAGAUUGCCUAUUCUAUAAAUUGGUCAUGAAAUUGGUAGGUGUUUGCUUAUAAAUGGAACAAGACCAAAGAAACCCCUGGGUAACCGUGUAUCCACAUGCUCCCAAAAAACAAUGGCUAUGUGUUGUGGCUGUCCCGCUAGUUCUAACUCCUAAGUAUUUUGUGUUGUUGACAUAUUAUGUGAUCACCAUACUAAGCUAAGGGAUCACCAUACUAAAGUUAAGGGGUCACCAAGGACACAUUCAGUGAGAAUUUUCUAGAAUCAUAAUCUAACUAGCUAGUGUUGGCCAAUUUCUUCAAAUUGACACCCUAGACCUAAACAUGCUCUGACUGUAUUGUGUUUUUCAGAAUGUUGAGUCUUUCCACCAUUCCAUCCAUCCAACUGAUCACAUUGUCAUGUCCAUAACCACUCGUAUACAUCUCCUCUCAAUUUCUCAGUAUCGAUCUUUCUCCCUAUUCAAUCUCAUCCCAACUGAAGGUACUCUAGGUGUCACCCAUGGUUGCACUACCAUUUUGUCAUCCACCUCCGUUGGCUAUACUUCUAUUCCUGAGCACCGGUGAGUGACCCCUGUGGAUAUCGAACCUUAACCUAACCCUAUAUAUCUUCACCCGUCGUCGACGAAUUUGUCUUCCUCGCUAAGAAGGGAGAAAGGUGCGCUGAGAAGAAAUAACUAUUACUACCUCCAUCUUGGUUUAUUGGUCCUUAUUGUAAUAUGUGUCAAAUUUUGACCAUAAAUUUAAGUGACGAAAUGUCAUGCAUGUCACCAAAAAUUAUCAUUGAAAACUAUGUUUAAAUAUGAGUCCAACGAUAUAAUUUUUGUUGACAUGCACUAACAUUUUGUCACUAGCAAUAAAUCAGGAUGGAGGUAAUGUAAGACGUUUUUUUGACUCUAGUGUAGUGUCAAAAAACGUCUUACAUUAUGGGACAGAGGGAGUAGUAAAUAAUGUAUUGUAAUUUCCUUAAUUAUUAGCUGAAUUCUGGAUAUGAAAUAGGAAAAAAAAACUGAUCAAACUGUGAAUCAAGCAUGAUUUAACUAUUAUUGGUGUAAGACUAUAUUAUUAAAAUGAAGCAGUUUAUAUUUUAACCCCAAAAUCAAGCAGUUUUCCAUUACCAAUAUGGGUGUAAGACUAUAUUAUUAAAAUAAGAAAAAGAAAAAGAAAAAGGGCAAUGAAAAGGACACCAACCUUUAAACCUCCUUCCUUCCCUCGCUCCCGUUCUCUCCUCUCCUCUCCUGCUCUCCUUCCACCCGCUCGCCCCACGCGACAAUGGUCUACACAAUCUCCCCCCCUUCUCCUCCUCCAUCCCCCACCUCGCCCCCAACCCAAUGUCUCCCAUUUUUUCCCGCUCACCUCUAACCCUGCUCGCUCUCCUCCUCGCGCCCUCCCACCCCUCGCUGCCUCCUCCUCCUCCUUCCCGCUUCCCACCAUCGCCAUCGCCGCCGCCGGCACCAACACCGCCUCCCCACACCACCUCGCCUGCGGCCUCGUGUCCAACGGCACAGGCUACCAGCUCUCCUGCGCCAGCGUCACCAACCGCUCCGCUAGCCCCCGCAAGUACGGGUAUGGCGGCGGCAGUACCACGCCCUUCUCCGCCCUCGUCGCCGGUGAUGGGUACCUCUGCUCCGUCGACCCGAUCUCCUCGCCGCCCGUGUCCAUGCGCUGGUGGGACUUGAACGACGGCGAGGAACCGUCCAAGAGGGUGUACAGGGGCGAGGCGCUGUCUGCGGUGGCCGGCGGCGGGGAGUACGUGUGCGGACUAGUGGAGAAGAGGAUAAAGUGCUGGAGGUGGGAAUGGGGGGCCGUGCCGGAAGAGGUGGGGUUCUCGGCGCUGGCGGUGGGCGGCGGGUUCGUCUGCGGGCUGGUGGCCGGGACAGGGGAGCUGAAGUGCUAUGGCAAUGGGGACGCGGUGGGGCGGGAGCCGAGGGGCAGGUACAUGUUGCUCGCCGCCGGUGAGAGGCACGCCUGCGCGGUGGACCACAGAGGCAUGCUGGGGUGCUGGGGAGAGGCGGCCGCUGUUGCGGCCGCGGCGCCGCCGAAGCUGAUUCGCGCUGUGUCCACGGUGGCGGUGGGCGACGCUCUCACGUGCGUGCUGUGGGGGAACUGGACGGUCUCCUGCUGGCCGGAGGAGGAUGCGGCUGUGCCGCCGGAGAUAUCGCAGGAGCAGUUCGUCGCUCUGGAAGCGAGGGGGAAGGUGGUGUGCGGGGUGCUCAUGUCCGACUACUCGCUGGUGUGCUGGGGCGGAGAUGUUGCCGGCGGGGUGAGGAAGGUGUUCGACAAGGUCCUGCCGGGGCCGUGCGCGCCGGCAAGGUCGUGCCCGUGCGGCGUCUGGUCAGGCUCCGCGAUGCUCUGUGACAGCGGUGGCGCGGCCAUCUGCUACCCCUGCGGCUACACUCCUCCCAUGAAUGCGCAGGCGCCUACGUCCAACCCGCGGGCGUCGACCUCUCACACGAGGAAGAAGCGGCGGCCGAGCGAUCUUGUGAUCGCAAUGAUAAGCUUUGGAGCUGGUUCAGGACUCGUGGUCCUCGUCGGCGCGCUCUUGGUCGCUUACUGCCUGCGCCGGCGCAGCCGCAGCCGCAGCAGCUGCUCCCAUGACUCCGGGCGCAUCCACGCCGAGCCGAUGACAACUCCGGUGCCGCGCGUGCCGCGGCGGCUCAGCAUGCUGCUCUCCAAGGGCCCGAACACGACGGUGGAGCAGUUCCCCCUGGCAGCGCUCCGGGCCGCCACGGACGUCUUCUCGCCGUCCCACCGCAUCGGCUCCGGCAGCUUCGGCGCCGUCUACCGCGCGUCCCUCCCCGACGGCCGCGAGGUCGCCAUCAAGCGCGCGGAGCGGCGUGACUCGGGCGCCUCAUCCUCCGCCGCCGCUGCGGCGGCGCGUCGCGUCAACCACGAGUCGGCCUUCGUCUCAGAGCUCUCGCUGCUCUCCCGCCUGAACCACAAGAACCUUGUCCGGCUGCUGGGAUUCUGCGCCGACGGCGGCGAGCACAUCCUGGUGUACGAGUUCAUGCACAACGGCACCCUCCACGACCACCUCCACAAGCGCCCCGCCCCGCUCUCGCCGCCGCUCGCCUCCUGGCCGUCCCGCCUCCGCCUCGCCCUCGGCGCGGCGCGCGGCAUCGAGUACCUGCACACCUACGCCGUGCCGCCCAUCAUCCACCGCGACAUCAAGUCGUCCAACAUCCUCCUCGACGCCUCCUGGUCCGCCAAGGUGUCCGACUUCGGCCUCUCGCUGCUCAAGAACCUGGGCACCGGAGACAAUGCCGGCGGCGAGGAGCCGUGCGUGACGGCCGGGACGGUGGGGUACAUGGACCCGGAGUACUACCGGCUGCAGCACCUGACGGACAAGAGCGACGUGUACAGCUUCGGGGUGCUGCUGCUGGAGCUGCUGUCCGGGUGCAAGGUGAUACAGAGGUACGAGGGGAGCGGCACGCCGAGGAACGUGGUGGACAUGGCCGUGCCGUACAUCGAGUCGGACCGCGUGCACCGGGUGCUCGACAUCCGACUUCCGCUGCCGACGCCGGGGGAGAUGGAGGCCGUCGCCUACGUCGGGUACCUGGCCGCGGACUGCGUCCGGCUGCCCGGGCGCGAGCGGCCCUCCAUGAGCGAGGUGGUCGGCGUGCUCGAGCGGGCCGUUGCGGCAUGCGAGGAGCACGAGGAUAGCCCGGACGGCGGCGAGGCGGCCCUGUCGCGGUCGUGCACCGAUGGGUCCACCACCAUGUGACGUGGCAUGCAUGGCAUGCCAUCAGGCAUUGCAUGGCUCGUCCCUCGCCUCCCCCGGUGGCAAGAACACAUGGAGUUUCUUGAGGUUUUGUUUGUUUGUUUACUUUUCUCUAUUCUCUUUGUAGUUAUAUGCGUGUAGAGUAGAUCAUUUAGUGAAAACAUUUUUGCUUUGCCUAAUUGGAUGGCAAGAAAAGAAAUGUAUAUAUUCCUAUGUUGUCUGA
Messenger RNA from Aegilops tauschii subsp. strangulata, 4522 nucleotides. Its product is annotated as serine/threonine-protein kinase-like protein CCR4. The record is from RefSeq and is a predicted model, not a curated record. Gene Ontology annotation, biological process: protein phosphorylation. NCBI's taxonomy places the organism in Eukaryota, Viridiplantae, Streptophyta, Magnoliopsida, Poales, Poaceae. Gene Ontology annotation, molecular function: protein kinase activity; ATP binding.